Amblyraja radiata (thorny skate) is the source of this 4201-nucleotide messenger RNA. It is a transcript of the gene sema3c, whose product is annotated as sema domain, immunoglobulin domain (Ig), short basic domain, secreted, (semaphorin) 3C. The record is from RefSeq and is a predicted model, not a curated record. Gene Ontology annotation, molecular function: semaphorin receptor binding; chemorepellent activity. Gene Ontology annotation, cellular component: plasma membrane. Lineage: Eukaryota; Metazoa; Chordata; Chondrichthyes; Rajiformes; Rajidae. Bases 454 to 2715 code for a protein of 753 amino acids. The transcript has 19 exons. Gene Ontology annotation, biological process: negative chemotaxis; positive regulation of cell migration; axon guidance.
GAAUUAAUGCCUGCUCUCUGUUACUGGAAUAAAUGCAAUCACUUCAACUGACAGCUUUAUCGCAGUAACUUUAAUUUCUCUGGUUUUGUUUUCCCCAUGCCUUGUAUGAGCCAGCAAGGUUGGAAACUAACUUCCUUCAAUACAAAAUUAGAUCACUAUUGGCAACUACCACUGAAAGCUACAGAUUUUUAGGAGAUCUCGCAAUUGCUGCGCAGGCUCCUCGUAUUAAUAAUCAACUGAAGCCUCCGAUUCAUUGAAUUAUUUUGACCAAAAAAAAGGAGCAGCAAUAAACAGUGGGAUGUGAAACAGUGCGGUACAGUUGUCUAAAAGCUGCUGGGUCUAUCGCAUGGCUGUAUGUGAGAUGUGCAAAGGAAAAUAAUAAUCUUAAAAAGUUAUUGUCAGUGAUCAUUCAUGAGAGAUCAUUUUGGCUGAACUAACAAUCAAAGCUCAAAAAUGAUAAAAUUAUUUCUUCUCGUGGUUCUCGGGACCUUUCUGGAGUCCAGCAAAGUCUUUGGCCUGCCACAGACUUUGCCUCGAGUGUAUCUCACAUCUAACGAGCUAAAGGCCACUCAUACAUCUCAGCUUUACAGUCUGUCCUCGAAUCCUUUGGAUUAUCGCAUCCUACUCAUGGAUGAAGAUCAAGACCGCCUGUAUUUAGGCUGCAAAGAUUACAUCCUGUCUCUCAAUGUAAACAACAUUAGCCAGAGUCCCCUUGCUGUUCACUGGCCAGCAUCAAGCAAUAAAGUGGAUGAAUGCAAAAUGGCUGGCAAGGAUCCAAAUAAUGGUUGUGGUAAUUUUGUACGCGUUAUACAAGUGUACAACCGGACGCAUCUCUUUGUUUGCGGCAGUGGUGCAUUUAGCCCUGUCUGCACAUACAUCAACAGGGGUCGCAAAUCUGAGGAUCAAAUAUUUAUGAUUGAAUCAAAAAACGAGUCAGGAAAGGGCCGCUGCUCAUUUAACCCUCAGGUUGACACGGUGUCCUUAAUGAUCAAUGAAGAGUUAUUUUCAGGAGUGUACAUCGACUUCAUGGGUACUGAUGCGGCAAUAUUCCGCAGUCUAACAAAAAGAAACAGCAUAAGGACAGACCAGCACAACUCCAAGUGGCUAAGUGAGCCUGUAUUUGUGGGCGCGCAACUCAUUCCUGAUGGCACUGACCCAAAUGAUGCAAAACUGUACUUCUUCUUCCGGGAAAAGGUGACAGAUGCUCACGGUAAUACCAAGCAAAUUCACUCCAGGAUUGCCAGGAUCUGUCCUAAUGAUAUAGGAGGUCAGCGCAGUCUUGUUAACAAAUGGACAACAUUCUUAAAGGCUCGUUUGGUAUGUUCUGUGAUAGAUGAUGAUGGCACAGAAACUCACUUUGAUGAACUGCAGGAUGUAUUUUUAUUAGAAACAGAAUACCCCAAGAGCCUGCUUGUCUAUGGACUGUUCACAUCUUCAAGCUCAGUAUUUAAAGGCUCGGCUGUGUGUGUCUAUAACAUGCUCGACAUUCACACGGUAUUUAAUGGACCAUUUGCACACAAAGAAGGACCAAGCCAUCAAUAUGUUCCAUACCAAGGCAGGAUUCCGUAUCCUAGGCCUGGCACAUGCCCUGGAGGAGCAUUUACACCAAACACGUUGUCAACAAAGGAUUAUCCCGAUGAUGUGGUAACGUUUAUCAGGAACCAUCCUACGAUGUAUAACUCUGUCUAUCCGAUCAAUAAACAGCCGUUGAUUGUGAGGAUUAACACUGAUUAUAAGUACACCAAGAUAGUGGUGGACCAAGUGAAGGCGGCCGAUGGAAGAUAUCACGUCCUCUUUCUCGGCACAGAUAAGGGAACCGUCCAGAAGAUUGUGGUCUUGUCAAAAAACACAUCAAAUAAGGAGGAGCUUAUCUUGGAAGAAAUUGAAGUAUUUGAGAAUCAAUCAGCGAUCACAACAAUGAAGAUUUCAUCCAAAAAGCAACAACUGUAUGUGAGCUCUGAUGAAGGUGUAGCCCAGGUGUCCUUUCAUCGAUGCCAUGUCUAUGGUACAGCAUGUGCUGACUGCUGCUUGGCCAGGGACCCUUACUGUGCUUGGGAUGGCAAAUCCUGCUCCAGGUUUUAUCUAACUGGCAAAAGGAGGAGUCGAAGACAGGAUGUCCGACAUGGCAACCCAAUGACCCAGUGCAGAGGCUUUAAUCUGAAAGAAUACAGAAAUGCUGUGGAGUCUGUGCAAUAUGGAGUGAAAAACAGCACUGCCUUCCUUGAAUGCACACCAAAGUCACCCCAAGCAUCCACCAAAUGGUUGAUGCAGAAAUCAAAUGACAGAAGAAAGGAGGUAAAGCAAGACGACAGAAUUCUUGUGACUGAGCACGGCCUCCUGAUUCGUUCCGUGCAGAGCAAUGACCGAGGUCUCUAUCACUGCAUUGCCACUGAGAACAACUUUAAAAGCACCGUGACCAAAGUUAAACUGAAGGUUUUUGACCCGGAAUUGGUUUCCCCCAGAAUUACCAAAGGGGCACCGUGGCCCUGGACUGCCGCCAACGACCUGAGUGGUGUGCAGGUCCUCCACAAGGAUCUGAUAGGACUAUUCAGUUACUCCGAAAUGCAGGCGAUCAAUAAGUACUGUAAAGAGAGCUGGCACAAGCCGAGACCCAAUGGUGAGGGCCAAUCAAUCAGAAUAGAUCACUCAAAACUAAAGGCCCUCAUCAACAGAAGAAAAAGUCGGAAUAGAAGAAACCAUUUGCCUGUUACUUAAAGGACUGCUUGCAAAGAAUGUCUUUGUUAGUGUAAAACUAUUUAAUAUAAAUUGUACAGAAUGCAUCUGUAGUCACCUUUUACUAUUUUUAUCCUUUUGAAGUACAAGUAAAUUCUUACUGUCUGAGCAUGUUAUGAGUAACAGAACAUUUAAUACUGUUGCCUGGUCUGUGUAAUACUUUUCUCAUAUGUAAGGUCCAGAUGUGCAUUUAGUUUUCAUUUUUGCCUGGUUAGAGUAACUUAGAAGGCAGCUGUAUUCUGUUGAAGCGUUUGAAGGUAACUUCACUCGGACCUCUGCUUUCGAUCAGUAACCCAAAGCCCUCUGACUUUCCCAACUUGUGUUUGGCUCUUAGCCAAGACUAAUGAUCAGCUCAUCAGAAUUUAAUGGCCGGGGUGGGCCAAAACAUCCAGUCUUUUCAUGAGAAAGUAUGCUAUUAGCUUGGUGUGGUACUAGUCCUGACAUCCUACUGUACGGAGAGGUUGGCAGGUCCAAAGAAUACUAGAUCUUGUGCUUUAAUGUGAUGUAUAAUGGUGUAAAAUGUUGGUAUCUUAAGAGCAAAGCCCUGAGGGGAAUUAUUUUAAGAAAUCUGUUCUCUAAGUAUUAUAUAUAGAGAAAAUAGAUAUUAUGCUGUCAAAAGAAUUGUUACUUUGAAAAUCUAAAGCUGCUGUACGUUAGAAAAUUGGCAUGACAAACUCAGAGCAAUCCCGUCACCUUUUGCAAGGUGGUUAAGAUGAGCAUCUUGCAUAAUCUUUCCUCUGGGUUGUAACGGCCUGUCUGUCAAUUGAUUGCGGUAUGUUUGUAAUAUUAGCUGUUUUAAUUUCAAACUUUUAGCAUUUACAUCUUGUUAUUGCAUUAUUCCUUAUCCACUUUGAGAUGUGGAAAAUAAGAAAAUUCACUUUUGCCCCAUUGUGAAACGAUUAAUCACAAUGAAAACAGGACGAUAUUUGGUCAUCAAAUGAACGUCAAUCUUCAUUGGGUAAAUGGGUAUAAUCCCUGAGUAACACAUCUACACGUUGCCAAACCUCAAGGCACGUUUACUAAAGCUCCAGGCACAACCUGCAAACCCAUAAAUAACCACAAAUGGAAUCAGCUGCCUCUGGUGUUCCUGCUAGGAUCAAACUGCAGAUUGUAAAAAUAAAUGUGUUCCGAGUCUUUAUUGUAAAUGAAAUGUGUAGGAUAUUAUUUAGUAUGUUUCAAUGUUUUGGCAAAUUCAAAUGUUAUUUGGUGUGCUGUAAUGUGUAGAUUAAGUGCAAAAAGUAUUUCCAUCUGCCUUUGUAAGCUGCAGUUCAAAUAUCUUUGUACAGAUUUUAUAAAAAUUGCAUUGAAGUCAUAGAAAAAAGCAAAGUAGAAAUGGAACUGUGUGCUCCUAUAAAUUAGGUUAAUGUGUAGAUAAAGUAUAGAUUAAACUCAUAUGUUCUAAAUUAUGUAUAUCAUGACACAAUGUACUUUCAUGGUGAUGAUAAUAAAUCUUCAAAGACACAAUGAA